This is a messenger RNA of Tremella mesenterica DSM 1558, 2858 nucleotides long. RefSeq lists its product as uncharacterized. The transcript has 4 exons. The record is from RefSeq and is a predicted model, not a curated record. NCBI's taxonomy places the organism in Eukaryota, Fungi, Basidiomycota, Tremellomycetes, Tremellales, Tremellaceae. Bases 188 to 2605 code for a protein of 805 amino acids.
CACUCACCUUGGUCACAUUGAUACUUUACAAGGCACUAAGAGAUAAGAGAUUCGGUUCUCUCACGAACGAAGUCCGAAUCGUCACUAGCAAUCUAUGUAAUAUCCGUGAAAAAGAAAAUCAACUUCUGUACAACCCUCGGUUGAGGUAAGUUAAGGUAAGCUAUAACAUCAACGUUCCACUUCGAUCAUGGACGAACUUCCUCAUUCCAUAUUGAGACAUUUCGAUAUAUCUUCUUCUCCUUACACAUCGGAAGUAGUGCAGGCUAUCACGUUGAGAAGAGGCAGGUACCCCGAAGGAAAGUUGUUUUUGGACAGAUUGUUAGAAUUGGCAAAUGUGGAUGGCCAAACAUUAUACCCUCCAACUUCCCCAGCGGGUUUACGUCGAUUACUCCACGCUAUCCAUUCUUCCCCCGUGGACAGGUUGAAAAGAGAUUGUUUCUUCUACUAUCUUCUCAAAGAUUACCCCUCCACCGAUAUCCCCAAUUCGCAAAAGGUCUCGCAGGAUGACGCAAAUGGAGACUCCAGCUCAGGUGAUGUAUCGAAUGAUGAUAUGGUAACCGACGACCCUCAUCACGUGAGCGAUGGUGUCGAAUAUCAUACGGGGAUGGGACAAGGGGAAGAAAAAGAGGGAGAAGAUGAGGGAGAAGAAGAGAAAGCUGAGAAAUUUGCCAGACGGAAAGGAUUACCAAGAGUUUGGAGAGUCUUCAUGAGUGGUUAUUGGAAUUUGGAUCAUGAACGAUGGGAGGAUGCCGUCCAUCAUCUCUCAGACCCAGCUAUAACAUCCCUUAAUUUCACUUCCACCAUUCUUCAAACCCUUUCCACCCUUCCUCCCUCCUCUCUAUCCCUUUCACUCAUCCAUAAAUUCCUCACCUCCGUUCAUCCUCCUCUCAUCACAAUGGAAGAAAACCUUCUCCGUCUCUUCUCCCUCGCUCACGUAUCGUCCCUCUCUACAGCUUUCAAUCAAAUACGUAUUCUCCCACUUGACAAAUCAAAACUUUUCUCUUCUCUCUUAUGUUGGUUAUUCGGUAUACCCGAUAUACCUUGUGGUUCUGAUACUCCCAUGGUCCAAACACGUUUAUUGAAAGAAUUAAUUCAUCUCCCUUUAUUGGAAGAAGAACAAAGUAAUUUGAUCGAAUUCUUACAUCAUCCACCUAAGAGAAUGUCUAGAGAUACGAAGGAAUUAUUGGCGGAUUUGGUUACGUUGAGAUUAGUACAUACUGGACAAUAUUCUGAGAGUUUACAAUUAGAUAAAGAUUUAGCUGGAGGGAUAGGAAAUGAAGAAGAAAGGUAUAGAAGGAGAGAAAUGGUUAGAGAAUUCAUUGGGAUUUUACCAGAGGCUCAAAGAAGGGUUUUAAUGUUAGAUUCUUAUUCUUAUCCUUCAAAUACAUCCUUAUCUACUAUACCAUCCACAAAUCCCGUCUCAAUCUUAUCAAAUAACCAAUUCGACACCACCGUAAAUCCUGGGGAUGUCAAACAUAAUGGUCAUCGACUCGUUGAACCUCAAAUAUCCACUACGACAUUGAACGGUCAUGGAGAGACAGAUGUCGAAAUGUCAAUGUCGGAUACUUGGAUAUCAAUCCCUCAUCCCAAUUCCACGCUCAUGAAGGAUGAUCAACCUGAAACUUCUAAAUCAUCCAAAGACCUACAGAUAUCAAGUUUAUCAGAUAGACCAAAUUCUUCUUCAAUCGGAUUAGGUAUAUCUAAAACUAUCUCACUUCAAUCCAGAAAUAGAGCCGCAAGUCCUUUUUCCGGUCCACCGAAAUUCGCAACGUCAGCUUCUAAUUCACCUAUCAAAACAAGAGUAGCAAGUGGUAGUCCAUUUACGUUACCUAAAUCAAUACAAGAUGAUACGACACCGACAAAGAAAAUACCUAGGACAAGGAAGAUUAUCAAUGACGAUUUAUCUUCUGAACACUCAAAUCCAACCUCUGAUCAUAUACCCACUCAACCUUUUACUCAUACUUUACCCACUUCCACUCCCAAAAUCAUGACGACGAAACAUGUGGAACCAAUCACCAAUUUACCUCCGCGUUCUUCUUCCAUUCAACAUGCUCCACCUAAGAUCAUCGAGGACCAAGAAGAGAAGAAUCAUUUCAAAGAAGUUGGUGAUUCGUCUAAACAACAACGUCGUUCAACUCGUUCAUCUAAACCGAAAUCACAUCAUGAACCAAUAUUACAGGAAACAGACAUUGAAACAAUCCAAAGCAAAAGAGUACAACAUGAAGAAGAAGAUGAUGAUACUGUUUUUAUGCCUGGCUCGUUCAAUCCACCAUCUCCACCUUCAAAAACGAGACGUGUCACUCGUGCAACUUCUGAAAUACCUAAUACUCGGAAUUCACGAGCUACAAGAUCCAUGUCACGCGCUUUGGAAGAUGAAGAACCCAAUUAUCCUAGUAAAAGACAAAGAGGGAAACAUAAGGCUAGAGCUAGUAUAGCUAGUAUGGAGACUGUAUUGGAGACACCGGCAGUUAGGAGGAGCACCAGGAGAGCGACUACUCAGGAUCCGAGUGAACGUGGAAGUCCACCACCUGUGGUGGGUACUAUACCUAGGGCGAGGAGAGGAAGGGGAGGUACAGCUACACCGAGGGCGAGACGAAAGGCCUAAGUCGUACGACAUUGUGAUGUGGUCUUGGCAUAGCUUUUCGAAGUCAUGCAUGCUUGGGCUUGUCAAUUGUCAAGAGUACGAGGGAAACAAUUGGACGAUAAAGGAGAAAUAAGGGGACCAUGAGAGGGCAGGAGGGGAUCGAGCAGUCGGAUUUGAACCUUGAAGGGAAGAAUGAGCGGUAAAUCCAAGGUGAGAUGGCAAUGCGGAAAACGUAAGUUGGAUCCAGAAAAGUCGCAUGCACUCAUAUAUUUUC